AUGAGCUGUGUCUACACCCGCGAUGUGAUUUUACUUGAGAUGCCACUGUCUUUGAGGGGCUAUGGAGGUUGUGCCAGUGGCACCACAGACGAGGGCAAUGUGGAAGAGAAGUGGUGGCUCCCAAAUCCAAAAGUUCCUCCAAAAGGGUUGUCAGUGGAUGCAAGGAAGAGGUUGCAGCAAUGCAGGGACUGUACCAACCAGAUACUGAAGGCAGCCUUAGCAAUCAAUAGCAAUGUGCUUGCUGAGAUGGAGAUUCCCAAUGCUUACUUAGAAACUUUGCCCAAGGUAUGGGUUUCAAUGUUGGGUUUACAAAUGCUAUGA
Molecule: messenger RNA, 321 nt
Organism: Ilex paraguariensis (yerba mate)
Lineage: Eukaryota; Viridiplantae; Streptophyta; Magnoliopsida; Aquifoliales; Aquifoliaceae
Source: the annotation of a GenBank genome assembly